Gadus chalcogrammus (walleye pollock) is the source of this 2585-nucleotide messenger RNA. RefSeq names its product nucleosome assembly protein 1-like 1 (gene nap1l1). Gene Ontology annotation, biological process: nucleosome assembly. Lineage: Eukaryota; Metazoa; Chordata; Actinopteri; Gadiformes; Gadidae. Bases 129 to 1310 code for a protein of 393 amino acids. The record is from RefSeq and is a predicted model, not a curated record. Gene Ontology annotation, molecular function: chromatin binding; histone binding. The transcript is spliced from 15 exons. Gene Ontology annotation, cellular component: chromatin; nucleus.
GCGCGGGCGGCGGGAUCUCUCUCCCUUUUUACCGCCAUCAGAGCGGAGUGUUUUCACCCCGGUCCGCUUCCCCGCCUCACAUCCGAGCCUCACCGCCCGCACCACAAGCACCACCCUACUCCGCUAAAAUGGCCGACCUCGACAACAAGGAGCAGGAGAUGGACCCCGCCGACAUGGAGGACGUAGAGGAGGUGGAGGAGGAAGAGACGGGAGAUGAUGAGAACAGCAAAGCCCGCCAGCUGACGGUCCAGAUGAUGCAGAACCCAGAGAUCCUGGCGGCGCUGCAGGAGAGGCUGGACGGCCUGGUGGGGUCCCCCUCCGGAUACAUGGAGAGCCUCCCCAAGGUGGUGAAGCGGCGCGUACACGCCCUGAAGAACCUCCAGGUGAAGUGCGCCCACAUAGAGGCCAAGUUCUACGAGGAGGUCCACGAGCUGGAGAGGAAGUACGCCGCCCUCUACCAGCCCCUCUUCGACAAGAGGAGCGACAUCGUGAAGGCCGUCUACGAGCCCACGGACGAGGAGUGUGAGUGGAAGGCCGCUGAGGAGGAAGAACUGACAGAGGAGAUGAAGGAGAAGGCCAAGGUGAAGGAGGAGAAGAAGGAUGAGGAGAAGGAGGACCCUAAAGGCAUCCCCGAGUUCUGGCUCACCGUCUUCAAGAACGUCGACCUGCUCAGCGACAUGCUCCAGGAGCACGACGAACCCAUCCUUAAACAUCUACAAGACAUCAAAGUCAAGUUCUCUGACCCGGGACAACCCAUGAGCUUCUCUCUAGAUUUCCACUUCGAGCCCAACGACUUCUUCAGCAACACUCUGCUGACCAAGACCUACAAGAUGAGGUCCGAGCCCGACGAGACGGAACCCUUCUCCUUCGACGGGCCCGAGAUCAUGGGCUGUACCGGCUGUGUGAUCGACUGGACCAAGGGGAAGAACGUAACGCUGAAGACCAUCAAGAAGAAGCAGAAGCACAAGGGCCGUGGCACGGUGAGGACGGUCACCAAGACCGUCCCCAACGACUCCUUCUUCAACUUCUUCACGCCGCCGGAAGUGCCCGAGAGCGGAGAGCUGGAUGAGGACUCUGAGGCGGUCCUGGCGGCAGACUUCGAGAUCGGACACUUCAUCCGUGAGCGCAUCGUUCCCCGGGCCGUGCUGUACUUCACCGGCGAGGCCAUCGAGGACGACGACGAUGACUAUGAUGAGGAGGGAGAAGAGGCCGAUGAUGAGGAGGGAGAGGAAGAGGCUGAUGAGGAGAACGACCCCGACUACGAUCCCAAGAAGGACGCCAACCCAACACCCGAGUGUAAACAGCAGUGAGAUCGCCCCCUGCUGCUCGGAGGACUAACGACACUGUAACAAGACUCCUACUAGACUCGCACCGCCUUAUGAUGUUUUGUAUUUUUCUUGGUAGAAAUAAAUUGAAGAAAAAAAGAGAAAAGGGGUUUAAGAUUUUUGUUACCAGAACUGUUCUAACCCAGCGAGCCCGGCUCGGUAUACGAGGUCUUUAGCAUCUUAAAAUACUAGUGAUCCCGUAGUAUUUUAGCGUCUUAAACCCUGGUAUACGUGGUGUUUUUCCGUUGUGUUCUCCUCUGUAUUAUAGCCCCCCUGCAGGUCGCAUGGUAUCCUCCGCUAGGUUUACUCUCACUUUGGUUGUGUUUACUCGUGGACAACAGCUGAUGCAGGCAGCGUCACCGUGACGAUACUCCCUCCUCCCCAGUAUCCCCUGUCCUGUCCCCCCCCCUCCCCCAUUUCUCCAGCCCUUCAGGGUCGGUCUGGAAGAUUCUGUAGCACUUGGGACCCGGCGGGGGUGGAGGAUGGAUCAGAACCAGUCGGUCAUCAGGGUCCUAGUGACCCCCCCCCCCCCCACAUCAAACCUAGAAACCCGGGUCCACUCCCUAAAUCAAACAUUCCAGCAUCCCUGGCCGGCACCCGACCAGGUCAACUAACAGAACCAUGUGUCGCCGCUGCUCAGGCCUUCGGGACCAGUUAGCUCCCCAACCCCUCCCCAACCCUAGCCCCUGCACUUUGUACCGUCAGUUAGCAUCCAGCGCACUAGCUUCAGUCUAGCGGGUUGCAUGCUAACACGUGAGCCUGUUUCUGGCUGGUUGACGUGCUAGCCUCCGUCUAGCGGGUUAGUCGUGUCUGGCGUUGAACUGGUGUUGAAACCUCGUCUGAUUUUUAGAGAGCGUUGCAUGUGUGUGGGACCGGCAGACGUAGUGCACCAAGAGAGAUUCCAACCCGAGGUCGGAGGUGUGUCACUUCUAAGUCCCGCCCCAAAGGUCAGCUGACUCACACCUUGCUCUGACCACGCCCACCCCCUGGGGUCAAAGUUCAACUUUAUCACUGUGAAGGAAACAAAGCACCAAUAAGAAGUUUGCCCCCCCCCCUGCCUGAAGCACAUUAGAGCAAUAAGAGAAGAUGAUUGGCUCCCCCCCUCGUGGUCUGAACUGCCCCCGGUGGACAGCCAGGGUAUAAAGUUAGCAGCUGUUGUCAGGGUUAAAUGCUAUGCUACAAGUUACCAAUGUAUUCAAUAACUGUACGUGUAUAUUCAUGAAUAAACUGGUUCAACGUGUGCUGCCGUCUCUGAGUCGU